Cokeromyces recurvatus is the source of this 834-nucleotide messenger RNA. RefSeq lists its product as uncharacterized. The transcript has 2 exons. NCBI's taxonomy places the organism in Eukaryota, Fungi, Mucoromycota, Mucoromycetes, Mucorales, Mucoraceae. Gene Ontology annotation, biological process: peroxisome organization. The coding region runs from base 1 to 834 and encodes 277 amino acids. The record is from RefSeq and is a predicted model, not a curated record. Gene Ontology annotation, cellular component: peroxisomal membrane.
AUGAAUCACGAGUAUCAUCAACAAGAAUAUCAUUAUCAAUUUAAAGUAAUUGAACAUCAGCGUUGGUGGUUAUUUAAAGGGUGGUGUUCAUUGUUAUUAAAAAAUGAGAGACCUUCAUGGUCUGAUGAAUAUCUUGAAAGAGUGCCAUGUAUUCAAAAAUUUAGAUUACCUUCUCCAGUUACAAAAAUAAUAGACAACGAAAAGAUAAUGAUUAACAGUUGGGAAUGGUCUUCACAGGAAUGGCGAAUUGAUAAACAGCGUAAUGUAGAUAAAGAAGGAUGGGAAUAUGGUGUCUGGGGCUGGAAUGCUUGGAUAUCUCGACCAUCUAGUUUUUGUAGCUUUACUCGACGUCGUUAUUGGGUAAGGAAUGCUUGUCUAGUAACAAAAAUAAAUAACGAUCAUUAUGUUACCACUAUGGAAAAUGGCUCAAUCAAACCAUCUUCUACUAAUUACAUUAAUACUCAAAUGACCCCUUCUAAUCCUAAUUCCAUAAAUGCAAACAAAUAUAAUCAACAGCUCCGUCCUUCAUCUAGUCAAAGUACUGUUACAAGUACAAAUAAUGUACCAUCUUUAUCAUCAGCUUCACUUUCUAAUACUGCAUCAUCAUCUGAAGAAGAAGAAGAAGAAGAAGAAAUCGGUAUAUUGUUAAUGACUCCUACUACAGUUACUGUAUCGACCUCUCAGUUUGAUUAUAAAAAAAGUUUUGUUCAUCAUCAUCAUCAAAAAUUAUCAACCCCACUUACAACUAGUAAUAAAAGCACACAGAGUAAUAGAAUAAAACGUUCAGCUUCAAGAAAUUCAGCUAUAGAAAACCAUUUUUGGUUAUAUCGCUAA